CACCAACACCAAAUGGAUUUACGAAUCGAAAACACAGUAAAAAGGGCAGCCUCAUGCAAGAUGCCGGAAGAGAUGGUGGCGCAAAUCUUAGCCAGGCUGCAUCCGAAAUCUCUACCGCGUUUCAAGUGCGUUCGAAAGUCGUGGUAUGCCCUUAUCAAUGACCCCCAGUUUGUAGCCAAACACCUCCAUUCGUACAACGAAUUCUCCUCCUCCGCACGCAUCCUUUUCAAGCACACCGUGGCCAAAAAAAGGGAAACUACCAAGGAGGAAGUUGUGUUUUCGUUCCUCGAUCCUUCUAACGAUAGUGAAGCUGAUUUCGAUAACCUAGAUUCUGUUGUUGAGGACCUGCAUUUUCCGGUUUCUAUGGGAUUAAACAAUGGGGGUCAAAUAAUUGAGCUUCCUAGUGAGCUUGAUGGAUCUAUAGACAUUAUAGGCCAAUGUGAUGGGAUUUUAUGUUUGAUUCUUUACACUGGCCAUAUUGUUCUUUAUAAUCCGUCGAUCAACGAUUUCAGGAUUCUUCCCGAUGAAUCGAGCCUUCAAAAUUGAAUCGGCUAUAACCCGAAAUCUAAGGAUUAUGUACUUGUUAGCGUUGCAUCGAGUGGUGAGGAAACGUAUGGUGAUCGCGUUGUUUGUCGUUCUCCGAGAGCAGAAGUGUACGCAAUGAGUUCGAAUUCUUGGAGAGAAAUCAAGAUCGAUUAUUUAGAAACAGAAACUACACAGUUUUGGCCCUAUUCUUUUGAAAUGUACCUUAAGGGGAAAUGCUGUUGGAUGGCACGAGAGAAGCAAAGGGAGUUCAUUUCUUACCUUGGUUCGAUUGUUUCCGGCGUGUUUCUACCGGCCAUAAGAAGGUGCUUAUGA
Messenger RNA from Malus domestica (apple), 858 nucleotides. Its product is annotated as F-box/kelch-repeat protein At3g06240. Gene Ontology annotation, molecular function: protein binding. NCBI's taxonomy places the organism in Eukaryota, Viridiplantae, Streptophyta, Magnoliopsida, Rosales, Rosaceae. The record is from RefSeq and is a predicted model, not a curated record.